Messenger RNA from Microbotryum saponariae, 3172 nucleotides. The record is from the annotation of a GenBank genome assembly. Lineage: Eukaryota; Fungi; Basidiomycota; Microbotryomycetes; Microbotryales; Microbotryaceae.
AUGUCCUCCGCGUCCGAGAUCCUGUCGAACUGCUUCAAAGCAGGCGUCGACUACCCGAUCUUGAACUACGUCUCCUCACUCUGGUCGGACCCGCAAGCCGAUCCGAACGAUGAUCCGGUGAGGACCUUCAUCCGACCUUUACUCGAAGGCGAACAAAUCGAAGCUCGAACGAUCGAUCAAGUUUGUGAGGCCUUACAAGCUUUGUGGGUCGCGCGGACGGGGGGGAUGAAGAAGGGUACGAGUGGGAAGGGGGAACCGACCAAGUUGGAGAACGUGUUGGAUAUGAGGAGGCAGGAGGCUUUGAGUAAACGACAGACCGUGACGCAGGUGGUCGAUAUCGCUUCGGUCGUGAGUGCAUUAAAACGAGCACUAUGCGGGGGUGAGGAUAGAUAUGCUGAUAUGGUCGCCUUCGCGAUGCGCCACUUUCGCCACUCGAUGCGCAUACCCGCCCUCACCACCACAAAGGUCAAAGCACGCGACACCCAAGUCAACCUCAAAGCUCUCGAAAAAGCCGAAGCCAAGAUCGCCGCCAAGAUGGCCAAACGAGAUCGCAAGAACGCGUACGAAUCCUCCAAACUACUCGACGCCGCCAAGGCCCAAAAAUCCUACGAGGAAUUGUUCCUCGAAGUGAACCCUUUGCAGAGCGCGAGUCAGAACAAGGGCAAGAGUAAGGAUAUUCAUUUGGAGAAUAUCGAUGUUAGCUUUGGUUCGUUGAGGAUCUUGAGUAACGCGACGUUGACGCUGCCCCAUGGACGGUAAGUCGGAGGUCGAGCGCAGGGUAGAGCGCAGGGAACUGAUACCUGACCUUGCUUUGACCUAGACGAGCCGGUUUGAUCGGUCGCAACGGUAUCGGAAAGUCGACGCUGUUGCGCGCGAUGGCGUUGCGAGAAGUCGCGAUCCCGCAACACAUCACGAUCCUCUACGUUCAACAAGAAGUCAUCGGCGACGACACCCUCGCGAUCGAUUCCGUCCUUCAAGCCGACGUUCAUCGUACGCGCCUCAUGACCGAGGAAGCUGAGCUCAAUGCGACCCUGCAAUCGAUGGAAGAUGCGGCGGACCAAGCCGAAGCUUCGGCAAAGGAGAACGGCGCUCUCCCGGCACAAGACGAGGCUUCCUCCUCCGCCGAAGCAAAGAAGAAGGAUCGCAAGAGGGACGAAGUCACCGCUCGAUUGGGAGAAGUUCAGAACAUCUUGGUCGAGAUCGAUGCCGACUCGGGACCGAGUCGUGCGGCAGAGUUGUUGGCCGGUUUAGGGUUCUCGGCUUCGGAUCAAAAGUUGCCGACGAGGGCUUUCUCCGGUGGAUGGAGGAUGAGGUUGAGUUUGGCGCGUGGUACGUUCGACGCUCCAUCGGUAUUCUCGGUAGGGUCUUUUUCUGAUCACACAGGUCGGAAACAUCCUCACAGCAUUGUUCUGCAAGCCCGAUUUGCUCUUGCUCGACGAACCUUCCAACAACUUGGAUCUCAACGCACUCGCAUGGUAAGUACACGUCUGUGGCUCUAAACCUUGGACCCAAUGACACUGAACAGUCUCUACUACCCCCGCUCCUUCCCCAGGCUCGAAGACUACUUGCAAACCUGGCCCUCGACGCUCUUCGUCGUCUCCCACGAUCGAGCCUUCCUCGACGCCGUCGCAACGGACAUCAUUCACCAACACAACGAACGCCUCGACUACUACAAGGGCAACUUUACCCAAUUCUACGCGACCAAGUCGGAGAGGGCUAAGCAGCAGAGGAGGGAGUACGAUGCGCAGGAACAGUACAAGCAGCACUUGCAGGCUUUCAUUGAUCGGUGGAGGUGUGAGUACUCCCGCGUGGGAGCGGAAGUGAGUGGGGGUGCUGACGCUUCAUUCCUUGUGAACGAUAGACAACGCGAACCGAGCCGCGCAAGCUCAAAUGAAGAUCAAGAUUCUUGAAAAACUGCCCGACCUCGAACCCCCCGAAGAAGACGAUGUCGUCACUUUUAAAUUCCCCGAAACAGACAAGAUCUCCCCACCGCUCCUUCAACUCUCCGACGUAUCGUUCGGGUACACGAAGGACAAGCCUUUGUUGAAGGAUGUGAAUGUGGAUGUCGGGUUGGAUUCGAGGAUGGGCUUGAUUGGAGCUAACGGAGCGGGCAAGUCGACGCUGUUGAAAUUGUUGAUUGGGGAGUUGCGGCCUACGAGUGGGCAGCAGACGAGGAAUGGGAGGUUGAGGAUCGCCUGUAAUUCUUGUGGUUUUGUGUUCGUCGUCGUCGUCUCCGGGCUCGUGAACUGACAAGGGUGUUUUUCUUGGGUGUGGUGUAGAUUUUGCGCAACACCACAUCGACUCGUUGGACCUGACGGUCAACAGCGUGCAGUUCCUCGCCAAGAUGUUCCCCGGCAAGUCCGAGCAAGAGUAUCGUCAACACUUGGGUGCUUUCGGAAUCACGGUGCGUUGCUACCACCAUGAUACUCGGCUUCGUGGGAUGGUGCGGCUGAUGUAUGUGGGAGUUGGUUCGUGAUACAGGGUAUGACGAGUUUGCAGCUCAUUGGAACGCUGUCCGGAGGUCAAAAGAGUCGUGUUUCGUUCGCUACUUUGUCGUUGCAACAACCUCAUGUGAGUAUUGCCCUGACCACUCGUUUCAUUCUGCAUUUCUCCCAUAAAGAGUCUGACACGACUUUUUACUUCACGCACCAGAUCUUGCUGCUCGACGAACCGACCAAUCAUCUCGAUAUCGAAGGUUUGGACGCGUUGAUGAACGCGCUCAAGGCAUGGAAUGGUGGUGGUGAGUUUGGAGGAUGAUUUCCUGAUCCCAUUCCGCACCGAGGUUGACAUUGUUUUGUCAUCUUUAGUGAUCGUCAUCUCCCACGACUCGACCUUUUUGCAUACGUGAGUACCCGACUCAGCACUCUAUCUUUUGCGGGUGCUUAGUCACCCGAGUUCGUUCUCACAGUGUGUGCGAUCAGCUGUGGGUCUGCGCGGAUCAAAAAGUCGAAAAGUUUUAUGGCGAUGGUCAGUCGUCGAAUGGGUUUGCUUGUAAUGAUGUUUCGAUGUUGAUGGUUUUUUUUUGGUUGCGCGUAUAUACAGUCACGGAGUACAAGAACAUUAUCGUACGUACUUUUGUGCGUGACUCGCACCCAGGUUCCGAGCUGACCGGCGCGCGCUCUCUCACUCACCGUUGGUACAGGUCAACAAUGCCAAGAACAAGCCCACGUAG